CUGGUUCUCAGGGCGUGCAGGGGGCAAGAUCAAUUUCAUUACCUGUCACAAUACCUCUGGCAUCUACAGUCCCAAACACUGAUGUUAAGGUGACCUCACGAAGUGCAGCCCUGACCUGGCCCAUGUCCACUGAAAACCUGCCCCCAGCACCGUUACCUGUCAAGGACAAGUAUCGCAUCAGAGUGAUCUCCCCUGACGUUGUGGAUGAGUUUGCCUGUGUAAAGGAGAUCAUUGUGGGAUUCUGUCGUUACUGUCCAACGGGGAACACUACCUCAAUUCAUUAUCAGUCCCCUUCUGCUGACAGCAGUGCUUCCCCUUGUGCAGAAACAGUUCGUGAAGAGCUACCUGUUUCAGAAAAUGUAACUUACAAUGUGACAGGCCUCAACCCUUACUCCAACUACAAGGUGAUACUGUACCCAGAAGGAGGCAGGUCAUCUCCUGGAACAGUUGUCACGGCACAAACCAGUAUUGAGGAAAGCAUCAAGGCAAUAGCAGCUUUCUGA
Molecule: messenger RNA, 503 nt
Organism: Liolophura sinensis
Lineage: Eukaryota; Metazoa; Mollusca; Polyplacophora; Chitonida; Chitonidae
Exons: 4
Coding region: 123-503 (126 amino acids)
Source: RefSeq, a predicted model, not a curated record